Ectocarpus sp. CCAP 1310/34 is the source of this 1051-nucleotide messenger RNA. NCBI's taxonomy places the organism in Eukaryota, Phaeophyceae, Ectocarpales, Ectocarpaceae. The record is from the annotation of a GenBank genome assembly.
GUUCCCGUGAGAGUUCUUUUUCCUUUGUGGCAUCGGCUCUUACAGCCGCGAUGGGUUCCGAUCUAGAUCCCCCCCGUGUGACGGAUGCUGUAGCAGAACACUCGGCGAAGAUGAUUGAUGUGUGGGAGAGUGAAGAGUGUGAACGCGCCAUGGCUGUGUUGGGUCCAGGGAAGACACCAUUCAAUGUCGGCAAUGCACAAAAGGUCAUGGAUAUUAACACGUUCCACUCCCGUGCCGGCCACUUGUCCGAACCCAUUUUGAGGCUGUCCGCAAAGCAGCACGGGAUUACCCUCACGAGCACGAUGGACAGUUGCCGCUGGUGCUUGCCGGCGCGUGGGAUGAGGGCACCGGUGCCGAAGCAGGGGGGCGGGUACCGCGGCAAGAGGGCGCCAAACGACGUGUUCCACAUCGACCUCUGCGGCGCGUACACGGCGACGAUCGGCGGCAACCACUACAUGCUCUUCGGUGUGGACGCCGCAACGGGAUGGAUGGCCUGCUACGCCAUGCGGCGUAAGUCGGAGGCGCUGGCGGUCGUCAAGCGCAUGGUCGUGGAUGCCGCCCACAAGGCUGGUACCGCGAUCAAGUGCAUCCGCUGCGACUGCGAUGCUCUCUGGACCAGCAGCGACUUCAAAGAGUUCUGUGCCAGCAUGGGGAUCGCGCUCGAGUACUCCCCUCCCGGCGUGCAGCAGUACAACGGCGUCGUCAAGAGCGCCAUCCAGAGGUGCCUCAAGGUGGCCAAGGCAUCCCGCCGGGCCGCCCGGGAGCUGCUUGGCCCCGCAGGAUUUUCUCGUGUCAGCGGGCUGAGCGUUCGUGGCGAUGAGCUCUGGGGGGAGUCCGCAAAAGACGCCGCGCAGAGACUGAACCACUCAGCAUCUCCUUUCAACCCCGGGGGUGCGUCGCCGCAGGAACUUUACACCGGCAAGGGAGGCCCUUUUCGCUUGAUCCCGUUCUUCCAGUACGGUUUCAUGUGGGAGCGGCCGGCAACGAAAAUGGACGACAGGGCCGUGCCGUGUUUUUUCCUCAACGCCGGGGACAACCACGCCGACGUCAC